CGUCGUGUUUACGGAAGUAGUUGUGUACUUGGAAGAUGGAGCAGAGACACCGGCAGAUCCUGCGGCAGAAUCGGGUGCGGCUGGUCACCUCCCUAGAGGUGAAGAGCCUCUGGGAUCCGCUGGUGGAGAAGGGGGUGUUCAGCAAUGACAUGAUCGAGGAGAUCCAGAUGGCCGGGACACGGAGGGGUCAGGCUCGGAAAUUACUGAUCGACCUAGAAACCCGCGGCAGCGACGCCUUCCACCUGUUCCUGCAGUGUCUGAGGGACUCCGGGCAGCACGACCUCGCCGACCUCCUACAGGAAACCGGGGGGUGGAGGGAGGUGAAAAAACCUGCUCCGCUCCCCCCAACACCGAUCCCCAUGAUUCCCCAGAGCAAAUGUCUUGUCGAUCAGACGCUUAAACCCCUCGACAUGCAGACGGAUUAUCCCAUGAACUUUAACCCCUGCGGCGACUGCCUGAUCAUCAAUAACAUGGAGUUCUGCGAGUCGUCCGACUUGUCCUACAGAACCGGAUCGGACAUUGACCGCGAGAAGCUGGAGAGGCGGAUGCGCUCGUAUCACUUCCAGGUGACGGUGAAGAACAACCUGAAGGCAGCGGUGAGUGCGAGCGGCCCCGUAAAAAUAAUCGCCAUUCAUCUGACCGCUCCUGUACUCCAGCAGGGAGCAGUCCAAUAAUCCGGAAUCUUCCAGAGAGGUCAUAUGGCUGACAGCUCCAGUGAUGAUGAUGGUGGUUAUUGUUAUAAAUAUGAACAUUAUUGCUAUAAUAUUCCGUUAACUCCUUCCCAGCAUCUGCUGUACAUGUACGGUGGGAGUCGGAAGGGAUUGUAUGGAGCGAGUCCAAGAUUGGGUUAAACAGCUCCCCGGCAUCUGAGCAGUUAGACAAAGAGAGGGAUCUCCUUUUGUCCUUCAGUCGCCCCCCCCAUGACAAAGUUGUGGGGU
Bufo gargarizans (Asiatic toad) is the source of this 938-nucleotide messenger RNA. Its product is annotated as caspase-9-like. Gene Ontology annotation, biological process: proteolysis; regulation of apoptotic process; signal transduction. The transcript is spliced from 4 exons. NCBI's taxonomy places the organism in Eukaryota, Metazoa, Chordata, Amphibia, Anura, Bufonidae. Bases 36 to 674 code for a protein of 212 amino acids. The record is from RefSeq and is a predicted model, not a curated record. Gene Ontology annotation, molecular function: cysteine-type endopeptidase activity; protease binding; death domain binding.